Molecule: messenger RNA, 539 nt
Organism: Parasteatoda tepidariorum (common house spider)
Lineage: Eukaryota; Metazoa; Arthropoda; Arachnida; Araneae; Theridiidae
Product: ATP synthase F(0) complex subunit g, mitochondrial
Biological process (GO): proton motive force-driven ATP synthesis
Molecular function (GO): proton transmembrane transporter activity
Source: RefSeq, a predicted model, not a curated record
CACUUUUUUCUUUCAUUCACUGUAACUGUCAUCUUCAGUCUUUAACCUUCAUUUCGGUAGUUGUUAAAGCAAGUACUUAUUAAUUAUAAAAUAAAAACACUUUUAAUUUAGCUUUCAUUUUAUAACGAUAAAAAAUGGCCUCUCUUGGUUCUAAGUUGCCAGUUAUGAUGAAAGGUUUGGUUGAAAGUUCAAAGCCUAAGCUUGCAACAUUUGUGAAAUAUGCUAAAGUUGAACUUGUACCUCCAAAGAUGUCAGAAAUGCCUGAAGUUAUGGCUGGCUUUGGACGCCUGAUGAGGUCAGCAAAAAGUGGUGCUUGGAGACAUACUCCUGUUAGGGAAGCAUGGUUGAAUUCUUUAGUUGCAGCUGAAAUCUAUUUCUGCUUUUGCAUAGGAGAGUGCAUUGGUAAAGGAAGUAUAUUAGGUUAUCAAGUAUAGAUAGGUACCCAAAGUACGUUAUGCAUAAGAACUUUGUUAUUAACACCCCACUAAAUGUCAUAGAAUUUAUCAUGUGAUUAGAUAAUAAAAUAAUUCUCAAAAACA